Stomoxys calcitrans (stable fly) is the source of this 1421-nucleotide messenger RNA. RefSeq names its product outer mitochondrial transmembrane helix translocase (gene nmd). The record is from RefSeq and is a predicted model, not a curated record. Gene Ontology annotation, cellular component: mitochondrial outer membrane. Lineage: Eukaryota; Metazoa; Arthropoda; Insecta; Diptera; Muscidae. The coding region runs from base 166 to 1293 and encodes 375 amino acids. The transcript is spliced from 2 exons. Gene Ontology annotation, molecular function: ATP binding; ATP hydrolysis activity.
AGGAGUGCAAUCAUGAUGUGCCGUCUAUAAGGGCCAUAAGCCUCAAACUUUUUUUAUUAACGUAUGCUGCACGUCGAGUCUUAGUAGUGUACCUACAUUCACAGUUUUACAAAGGACCAGCUUCUAUAACAUCAGCUAAUUCGUUGCUCUUCCACUUUUUUUGCAAUGAAUAACUUAAAUUUGAAUGGUUCCCAAAUAUCCAAAGGAGAUUUGUUUCAAAUGCUGAUGCGGGUGUCAAUAGCUUCUGUGAUUACGUAUUACUCUGUGAAAUGGAUGAUGGAUCAAAUCGACCCUACCAGCAAAAAUAAGAAAAAAGCCAAGAUUCGUGCUGAAGAACAGCUUAAAAGGCUAUGUGAAGAUGGAAAUUUCAAAAUAAACUCACAAAAAUUUAAUGAUUACGAGUUAAUGAUUGCUUCUCAUAUUGUGGUCCCUAAUGACAUUCCGGUCUGUUGGAAUGAUAUAGCUGGAUUAGAAGCUGUGAUACAGGAGCUGCGUGAUUCUGUCGUUCUACCAAUUCGCCACAAGCAUAUAUUUAGUCAAUCAAAACUUUGGCAAGCGCCAAAGGGCGUUCUGUUGCAUGGACCCCCUGGAUGUGGUAAAACAUUAAUUGCGAAGGCAACUGCUAAAGAAGCAGGAAUGCGUUUUAUAAACCUGGAUGUAGCGAUUCUUACUGAUAAAUGGUACGGAGAAUCCCAAAAAUUAGCGUCCGCAGUGUUUUCCCUUGCUUUAAAAAUUCAGCCGUGUAUAAUAUUUAUUGACGAAAUCGAUUCAUUUCUAAGAAGUCGUAGUUCAAACGAUCAUGAAGCCACAGCAAUGAUGAAAACGCAAUUCAUGAUGCUAUGGGAUGGGCUAAAUACAAACAGUGAUGCUACCGUUAUUGUUAUGGGCGCUACAAACAGACCACAAGAUCUUGACAAAGCUAUUGUACGAAGGAUGCCGGCACAAUUUCAUAUAAGUCUACCCAAUGUAGAACAAAGAUUAAAAAUUUUAAAACUAAUUAUGGAAAAUGAAGCCGUUCAUGAAAGUGUAGAUUUUAAUCGAUUGGCAAAAAUAACUACCGGUUUCUCAGGCUCAGAUUUGAGGGAAAUGUGCCGUAAUGCAUCUGUAUCCAGAAUGCGGCAAUUUAUGGUGACAAAUACAGAUAUGGCUAAGGAAGUUUUAAAUACAGAAUUUAACGCUAGAAGUCCGAUUGCUGUAACAAUGGAUGAUUUAGUCAGGUCUUUCGAUAAAAUUCAAGAGUCUAAAGUACACACGGGCCAAGUACUCAUAGAAAGCAGAAUAGAUUUGGAUUAAAAUUGUUACAGAAUAAUAUUGUUAUUUGGCUAUUAAUUUUAAAUCAUGCUAAAAAUUAACACAUUUUAUUGUAAGCAAAUGAAUUAUGUAAGGCUUUAUGCAAUAAAUAAUUAUGUUCUUACAAGUUA